GCAGGGUAUAUAAGAGAGCAGUGAUCAAAUAAAUCUCAGAUUAUCACAACACACUGAAGAAGUCUUAUUUGUCUCUGAUUGUCACCAUGGAAGCUGUUUUUCACUUCUUGAAGAAAUAUGUGGGACGUUUUGGGAUCUUCAAUCUUGUUCUCUUGACUCUGGAGAACAUCCUGGAUGAUAACUUUGUCUGUCCUUGCAAACGUAACUACAAUAUAGCGUUAUGUGUUCUGUAUGGCUUUGUCCCUGCUCUUGGUUGCGUCUGUUGUACUUUGUGUUUCGUGGAUCUGUCACCACAAAGAAUGACUGAAGAGGUGGUGCAUAGCUCCAGAUUUAAUGCACAAAGAAAACUGUACUCAGUUCUCACUGUACCUAUCUGGCUGUCCCUUUUUUUCUUUGAUGGUCGAUACGUGGCCUGUGCGGGUUCAGAUUGGGAAGCUGUAUACACUAAAUCUAACACUUUGGGGAAUGUAAACUGGUGCAAGCCGACUGGAAAUGAAACCUCAGUAUUGGAGAGUCAGCAGAGGACUCUGGAGUUGAUGUCCAUAUCUCAGUUUACAGGUUUAAGCCUGAUGAUAGUGGUUAUUGGUAUCUUAGCAGGGUUCAAGUGGUACUGGCAGAACAAGCCACAACCCAGCAAUGGAGCACCGGAGCAAUGCCAAAGAGCAGAAGAAUUGCCAAUGAUUGAGAAUCCAUAGUGACUCAGUGAUCACUGAAGGUACAUUAACCCAUGAGCCACCAGAACAGCUUCAGUGCACCUUGACAUACCACAUUUUACAAUUCUCUGGCAUUUUUACCUGUAUCUGUAUCUGUAUUUGUUUAGUGCUCCAACUAUUGUAUGUAUCUGUAUUCAUAUUCAUAUUUAAACCAAAAGAGGUUGUGUUUUUUUCCCUUUUUUUUGGUUUGGGGUUUUUAUUUCUCUCAACCAGUAUUCUCUGGAAACACUUUACAAGGUAAUAUUUGGUAUUGAUUUUUAUUGAAAUUAAUUUUUUUUGGAGACCCCUAUAAGCCUGUAUGGGGUGGCGACUCUAUAAAUAAAUCAGAAAUGCAUACACAUGACUAUUAUUGUAUUGUCUCUCUGUGAAUAUGUGGUAAAUAAAGCAUUUUGUGAAGUUUCA
Molecule: messenger RNA, 1115 nt
Organism: Pangasianodon hypophthalmus (striped catfish)
Lineage: Eukaryota; Metazoa; Chordata; Actinopteri; Siluriformes; Pangasiidae
Exons: 3
Coding region: 87-695 (202 amino acids)
Source: RefSeq, a predicted model, not a curated record